Messenger RNA from Hymenoscyphus albidus, 3006 nucleotides. Lineage: Eukaryota; Fungi; Ascomycota; Leotiomycetes; Helotiales; Helotiaceae. The record is from the annotation of a GenBank genome assembly.
GUCGCAUGUUCACCAGCCGCUGCCACUUCUCCCUUUUUGCAGCGAUAAGGAAAUCCCAUACUGUACCCACACCUACACCAACACCUCCACCCUCGAAGCAUAUCGACAUCCGACUUGAUCACCUUCCUUGCAAUAUAAUCCGACAAUUCAACUGCGCUCUCCACCAAAGAUUUUCAUCGCGAUCCCUCAAUUUGCCUGUCAAUCCACCCAUACGUCAUACCAAACUUAUUGACCCCUGCGAAGCAAUCAGAAGCCGACAGAUAUUCCACUUGGACCGACCAUCUUCAAGACAACAACACCAACACGCGACAGCCAAACUCACAGGGUUGUCUGCGAGCGAGCAUAAGAUGUCUAGUGUAAGAACUCGUCGGCAGGCCGCCGCAAUGGCAACACCAGAAACACCCACACCACCACCAAGGGAAAAGGAGAUUCAGAAACCCAUCAUGAACGGAAAUGGAUCAGCUCAUGCCCAAGAAAAGAUCGAUUCUCCAAAAGAGAACAUAUUUUUGUUCUGGCCCAACAUCAUCGGUUAGUCGCAGAUGUAUUUGUGAAUGGCCAGGUCAGCAGCUAACACUACUUACAGGCUACAGCAGAAUCGUUCUCGCAUUCGCAUCUUUAUAUUAUAUGCCACUUCACCCGCGCACUUGUUCCAUACUCUACAGUAUCUCGUGUCUUCUCGAUGCCUUGGACGGAUAUGCAGCAAGGGCUUUUGAGCAGUCGACUCGGUUUGGAGCUGUUCUCGAUAUGGUGACUGAUCGUUGCACAACAGCCUGCUUACUGGUUUUCCUUUCUUCUGCCUGGCCCCGUUAUUCUCUCGUCUUCCAAGGCCUGAUCUCGUUGGAUUUGGCUAGUCAUUACGUCCACAUGUACGCGACCUUGAUUAUGGGCGGUUCAGAUACAAGUCAUAAGAAAGUGGACAAGUCCCGAAGCUGGAUUCUCAAUUUAUACUACACGAACAAGGUACAUUUUACCCCAAGUUUUCCAUGGGAGCGUAUUUUUGGGAGCGAAAUACUAAUUAUUUUCACAGACGGUCCUAUUCCUCUUCUGCGCCCUCAACGAAAUUUUCUUCAUCGCCCUCUACCUCCUCUCCUUCUCGUCACCCUUCCUCUCUCCCUCCUUACUAGAAGUCAAAAAAACCGACGGCGCCGGCUCCACACUUCUCCCAGGAAGCCCCUCAGGACCAUCGGCAACCUCGCUCAUCUUCGCCAACCCACACAGUGCCGCAGCUCUAGAAUUCGCGCGCGCCAACAAAAUGGACUCGACGAUCCCAUGGAUCAUUGCUGGAAUCAGUUUCCCAGUUAUGGCGGGGAAGCAAUUCAUCAAUGUAAUUCAGUUGGUCAAGGCGAGUAAGUGGUUAGCAGAGGGUGACUUGGAGUUAAGGAGAGCUGCUGGGUUGCCGAGAGCAAAGAAGGAGAAAUAGGCGAUCAAGUUUAUGAUCGGGAAAUUCUUUUGCGGUAGGGGGUCAUCCAUUGGAGUGUUUGACUCCAAGAAUGGAGGGCUUCUUUUCUCUCGUUUCGUGUAAAUCUAUUUUAUUUUCUUCCUCUUCUACUUUUUCCUCCAGACACCCCAUGAGUUCUGUACCCUUUGAUUUCAUCGGAUGAUGGUUGUCGUUGUUGUUGGGGGAGGGGGCACCUUCGCUCUUAUUUACUAGAUGGGGAACUGGCGUUGAUUGAAUGAUCACUUUGGGAGGCACGCAUGUUCUAUACAAUGAAUGCAACGAGACGAGACGAGACGAGACUUUGAAUCUGGAUGACGGGUGGAUGGAUGGGUGUAUAUGAAUGACCCGUACCCGUCAUUGGUUGGUAAUCUUUAAUAUGAGUUUUCUUCAUGUUAAUGUUGUGAUUGUGGUUCUGAGGACUAUCUAUCUUCCGCGAUACUGUAGAAUUUGUGUAACUCCAAGACAAAAAGGAAUGAUUGGAUUAUUCUAGAUGCUGGUAGAUAAGAUACCCUGUCUGUAUCACUUUGAUGUUGUGUAUGGCGUACCACUAUCAAACAAACCUGCAGCUUAGGAGUAAGGCAUCUAGAGGAAUAGUUGGGUUGGUCACUCCAUGUGAUAUAGCCUGUAGUUAUAUCUAUCUGGCAGUUUUUCAACACAACCAAACCCAACCAAAUCCAACUGAACACGUCACGCUCUAUACAUUCUGUACAUCGAUACAUGUAAAACGUACAUGGUAUAUGGCAAUGUAACCAACCAACCAACCCUUGCUAGUAGUACCUCGUGUGCGGCGUGUCCAAUUGCAUAGGGCAGGCAGCUGGUUUUGGGACAAGACAGAGAUAGAGUGGUUGGGCAGCAUUUGCGUUUCGGUUCGUUAUCUGGGAGUACCUAUAGGUGGUGAGUGAGUCAGAUUCUGUACUGACCACUAACUGGUUUUUUGGUACCCUUUUCUUUGGUGGGUGGUGAAUGGUACGUGGAUGCUGUUUGUUCUGUUCUUCUUUGGUUUCUUGGUGUGGGUUUGGUACAGUGUUGUGGUGAAUUUUAAUCUGUUCCUGGUCCUAGUUUUGGUUUUGAUUUUGAUUUUGAUUCUAGGAGCUGUUUAGAAGUUCAAUAGGUCGGAUAGUUGGUAGUUGGUAACCACAUCCAGACAUCAACAUCAACAUCAACUUCUCGCUCAUCCCACGAUACAGAUACGGACGUCCAUAUCAUACCACAUACCCACUUCCUCACCAACGGAUAAAACUUGUUACCCAUCCCAUUCCAUCCUAUUCCAAAAACGAAAACGCGAUGGCAAUACAACCAUCUUCAAAAUUUCCUUCCCGCUCUAUACAGGAUGUUCCUGCCCCGCCUAAAUACCAACAUCAUAUCUCUCCCAUGCCUCCUCAACGAAACUCCUCACGAGUAAACGAGUUGUCACAAUGUGAGGGUUCUAAUAUGCGAGAAGGAGAUAUUACGCCCUGGACCCGUUUUGGACUUUUUCUUAUAGGUGUCGCUGUUGUGGUGGUCAUGCAUUUUUGCUUGGAUUAUAUGGCGCCUGUGCCGGUGUUGAUGAUUGGGUGGUUGGCUUGGGG